Molecule: messenger RNA, 1010 nt
Organism: Arachis duranensis
Lineage: Eukaryota; Viridiplantae; Streptophyta; Magnoliopsida; Fabales; Fabaceae
Exons: 5
Coding region: 170-607 (145 amino acids)
Source: RefSeq, a predicted model, not a curated record
UUUGAAUAAAGUGGGAACUCAAUAAUUGAAAGAUCAGGUCUUAUUUUAUUGGGUCAAACACUCAACACAAAGGGGGAGAAGCUUGCAAAUUAUCCAAAGCGAAAAUAAGGAACAAAAUUAAUUAACCCCCCCAAAAAAAAGAAUAGAAGCAGCAGAAGGAGGAGGAGGAAUGGCAAGCGUAGCUUCAGCUUCCCCAGGUAGACGCACGCCUCCUUCCGCCGCCGAUUCCGGUAACUCCAACCCUCACUCUCCGAAGAGCAACCAGGUGGAAUCUGCCACAAACAAUGGGGUUUCUCAUACUGAAGAGAAAAAACUUGACUUGCCUGAUGAACUUGAUCAUUUGGACAGCACAGAGUGCAUUGAAAGGUUCAGAAAAUAUGAUGCCGAAUACACUCGUCGUUUGAUGGCAAAGUAUUUCUCUGGGAAAACAGUAUUUGGAGGGAACAACAUAUUUGAUGAGCAAAUAACAAUAGGGGAUGAAGUUAUAAAGUCAAGCAGGUUGCCUUGUUUCCGGUCAUAUACGGAUCCUGUUGUAGGUGUUGAAGAGCAAAGCAGCAACGGAUCUACUACCAUCCCAAAUGGGAAGCACUUGCCGAAGAAGAAUUGAAUUUCGAUGCAGAAGCAUGACAAGGAAUAUGCUGUCACAGUGAACACCAUGCAAAUCAAGGCAUCGUGAAAAGGAAAAUUAUGGAUCUUGUGACCCUGAAAAGAUGGUUAUGGCCUCAAAACCAUCAAUUUCCAUGCCCAUAACAAGGUUUCUGGGCCAUGGUUUUUGUGGUUAUAAUUAUGUGUAAAGGGCUACUACCAUUCAUAUGAUUCAAUAUACUAAUCAAAGUAAAUAAGCCCUUUUUUCUUUUUCUUUUUUCAAUGUUGCAUUUUUUAUUCAAUAUUAAUUUGUCUUUGUUAUGUUUAUUAUUAUAUGAUGUUCCUAUCUCAGUUAAAAGAAAAAGAUAAGUCAGUUCCUAACAUAAGGAGCCUUAUUGUCUGAAGACUCAGUUGACUUUCUAAAA